AAGUCGUCUCAAGACAAACAACAAUAACGCAGGGUGGCCUCCAGUAUGAAAGGCCUGUGAGAAUCGAUGCGAAAGCACACCCCUAGAUGUCAAAGCCUUGUAGCUUUAGGUCGGCCGAACCCGACUACUGUCCACGGUGAGGAAGAUCCAGCGCUUAGUCAAGGUGCCCGGAGGCCGCCGAACAGCUACUUGUUGAACGACUCGCCAUAAGUGUUCCUGGGUCUGGCCAUUUCGCGGUGGACCACUGUCGACGCGUUUGCGAGGACUUCAUAGUGAACAGCGUGCGGAGGCGGCCGCCGAGAGUUGCAGAUCCCGAUAAGAUUUCUGCUUGAGCAUAAAGGUAUAUAUGGUCAUAGGGUUUGCUAUACUAUAGCUUUCUGCCGCAGCCUGAUACUCACUCUACUCUUCGAAGCCUAUCGCUCAAAUCUGUUUGCAUAUCACCAUCAAAAUGUCUGAACUUAGCUACGCUCGCUACGGUAAAGACAAUGUACGACUGUAUAAAGUUCACCGCCAUGAAGAUGGAUCACAAUCAGUCGUUGAGAUGACAGUGAGGAUAUUACUCGAAGGCGACAUUGAAACUUCCUACACUGAAGCCGAUAAUUCCGUCGUCGUCGCGACAGAUACCCAGAAACAGACCAUCUACAUCCUCGCCAAACAGAACCCAGUUACGCCUCCAGAGCUAUUUGCAUCGAUUUUGGGCAAUCACUUUAUCGAUACCUAUUCGCACAUCCACGCUGCACAUGUCAAUAUCAUCCAGCACAAAUGGACACGAAUGACGGUUGACGGGAGGCCACACCCUCACUCGUUUUUCCGCGACGGACAGGAAAAGCGACUCGUAGAAGCUAUCACCAGGAGGGGCCAGGGAACGUCUAUUCGAUCGGGCAUCAGCGAGCUUCUGGUACUCAAGAGUACAGGGUCUGCCUUCUACGGGUUUCAUCGCGAUGAAUAUACUCGUCUUCCUGAAGUUUGGGAUCGCAUUCUGAGUACAGAAGUCGAGUGCGGCUGGCAUUGGAAGAACCUAUCAUCUAUAGCUGAGGUAAGGUCUGUAGUUCCUCAGUUCGACCAAGCGUGGGAGAAAUCUCGCAACAUUAUCUUAGAAACGUUUGCGAAGGACGAGAGCGCCAGUGUGCAGAAUACCAUGUACAAGAUGAGCGACCAGAUUCUAGCUGCUGUUUCCCUAGUCGACAAGGUUGACUUCGCACUUCCAAACAAACACUAUUUCGAAGUUGAUUUGAGCUGGCAUAAGGGGAUCAAGAACACGGGUAGGGAUGCGGAAGUGUAUGCUCCUCAGACUGAUCCAAAUGGGUUGAUACAGUGCACUGUAUCAAGAAAAUCGAAGGCAAAAUUAUGAGACCAGCAUCAUGUAGCUGUGGUUAUCAUGAUACAGGCGUUUAGGAGAUCAUAUACCGAUUAUGAGAAUCUUUAGCCUCGCCAAGGCGGGCAAUAUGC
This is a messenger RNA of Pseudovirgaria hyperparasitica, 1449 nucleotides long. Its product is annotated as uricase. Gene Ontology annotation, cellular component: peroxisome. Gene Ontology annotation, molecular function: urate oxidase activity. The record is from RefSeq and is a predicted model, not a curated record. Gene Ontology annotation, biological process: urate catabolic process; purine nucleobase catabolic process. Lineage: Eukaryota; Fungi; Ascomycota; Dothideomycetes; Acrospermales; Acrospermaceae. The transcript has 3 exons. The coding region runs from base 449 to 1351 and encodes 300 amino acids.